This is a messenger RNA of Helobdella robusta, 249 nucleotides long. RefSeq lists its product as hypothetical. Gene Ontology annotation, biological process: calcium ion import across plasma membrane; chemical synaptic transmission. The record is from RefSeq and is a predicted model, not a curated record. Lineage: Eukaryota; Metazoa; Annelida; Clitellata; Rhynchobdellida; Glossiphoniidae. The transcript has 2 exons. Bases 1 to 249 code for a protein of 82 amino acids. Gene Ontology annotation, cellular component: membrane; voltage-gated calcium channel complex. Gene Ontology annotation, molecular function: high voltage-gated calcium channel activity.
AUGGUCCUACUCACCAUCAUUGCCAACUGCGUUGUCCUAGCUCUGGAGGAACACUUGCCUGAAAAUGACAAAACACCACUGAGUCUCGAACUAGAAAAGACGGAAAUCUACUUUUUGAUGAUCUUUUGCAUCGAGGCCACCUUUAAGAUAGUAGCCCUUGGAUUCGUAAUGCACCGGGGUGCCUACCUGAGAAAUGCUUGGAAUAUCAUGGAUUUUGUCGUCGUCAUUACCGGGUCAGUUUCGCUAUAA